Molecule: messenger RNA, 183 nt
Organism: Truncatella angustata
Lineage: Eukaryota; Fungi; Ascomycota; Sordariomycetes; Amphisphaeriales; Sporocadaceae
Product: ribosomal protein S30
Exons: 2
Biological process (GO): translation
Cellular component (GO): cytosolic small ribosomal subunit; ribosome
Molecular function (GO): structural constituent of ribosome
Source: RefSeq, a predicted model, not a curated record
GGUUCCCUGGCUCGUGCCGGCAAGGUCAAGUCUCAGACCCCCAAGGUUGAGAAGCAAGAGAAGGCCAAAACCCCCAAGGGCCGCGCCAAGAAGAGACUCACUUACACCCGCCGUUUCGUCAACGUCACCUUGACCGGUGGCAAGAGAAAGGUAUACACCGUGACAAUUGGUAUUUGCAUCUAA